GUAGCGGCAGUUCCGGUGGAGGAGGUGGAGGGGGUCCGGUGGACCCAGAACCGGACGGAGAGAGUUCGCCUCCGCUUUUAGGUACCAAAAACCGUGUCGAGGAAAAAAAACAACCGGUUCUGAUGGACAUCUGCACGACGUGAGAGUGGUGGAAGAUGAGUUCACAGCAGUACCAGAGAGCAGGACUGAACCCUGCACACACACACACCCCAAACACACCGGGGGUCCAAACCAAGCAGACCAGCACAGGUCAUGAGGACGGUGGGCGUGACUCGGGUCUCGGGUCCUCCCUCAGAGACGAUAAGCAGGAGCCGGUGGUGGUACGACCGUAUGGAGCGACGUCCUCCGCUCCUCCGUCGCUGUCCCAGCACCUCCCCGUCGCCUUCACAGAGGGACCUGGCAAGUCUGCUCUGAAGACUCCUGUUCCUAGCCGUGUAAUUGCCCCAGCCCCAGCCCCGGCACAGGGGCAUCUCACCCUGCCUCACAAAGUCCCCGCUCACAUCACCGUCACCAUGGAGAGCGCCAUGCCGCAGGCUUCCGGGAUCCCGGUGGCCACCAUCAGCGGGCAGCAGGGUCACACUGGAAACCUGCAUCGCAUCAUGGCCGCCAAUUUGCAGAUUAUCCGUAGCGGGACUCCGGCACUGCAGUUCGGCUCCUCGGCUGCUCCACAGCACCAAUUUCCUUCACAUUUACCCAGAGGAGCUGCGGCCGCUGCUGUAAUGUCCAGUUCAAAGGGGGCGACUGUGUUGAGGCCGGCGUCCGGACCGAGUAACACUGUGGGACCGCCGACGGUGCAACACAUCAUUCACCAGCCCAUUCAGUCGCGUCCGAUUGUCACCACGUCCACGGCGGUCCUGCCCACAGUCGUGGCUCCGGUGGCAGCCACCAGGCCUCAGUCUCCUGUAAUCAGCACGGUGACGGCUCACUCUGGAGAGUUAGUGCACGGACGCUCCGCCAUUACCAUCCACCCUCCUCCUGCGACCCUGAGUAUCCAGAGAGCUCCUCACGCUCGGGACACGCCCACUCGCAUCACACUUCCAUCACACCCAGCUAUCGGCGCUCAGAAGCCCCUCCCACACUCCAUGGCACAGAAACCGAUCUUUAGCACUGUGACUCCUGUCGCCGCGGCAACCGUGGCCCCAAUCCUGGCCACCAAUACACUUUCAUCCACUACAACUACAGGUUCCAUGACCCAGUCCCAGGUGUCUACCAACAACAUAGUAACAGUGACCAUGGCCUCUCAUUCCACUCACACCACUGCAGUGACCACCUCCACCAUCCCCGUGGCGAAGGUGGUGCCCCAGCCCAUCACACACACCUCUCCUCGUAUCCCAUCUGAGUUCAGUGGAGAACGAGGGAACCUCAUCCCCAUCUCAGCCCAUCGCGCCUCCCCAAAUCCUACCGCUGUCAUGGAGAACCGCAGCGACGCCAGGCAGUCUGUUCCUAUGCAGUUUCAGUACUUCCUUCCAACUUACCAAUCAGCUUCUUAUCCGCUGACACACACCUACACACCCAUCACCAGCUCGGUGUCCACCAUACGCCCGUAUCCAGCUCAGGCUCCCUCUGCUGCUCAGCCUGGUAUGGGCGUGGCCUCGGCUGUCCAUCUGAACUCCAUGCAGCUGAUGACGGUGGAUCGCAUCGCUCAGAUCAACACGCAGAACACGCAGCCGGCGGUCGCAGCGGCGCAGGGAGGCCAAAACGCAACCAUAGCGGCUCAGGGGCUUCACCCCAACGCCUCAAUCGCCACGCAGAACAUCCAGGCUGCUCCCAUCAACCCCCAACAAAACCAAAGUGAGGUCAAGACUUCAGUGGUGCUGACCGACGCCUCCGCUCUGGUCGCCAACUCCAUCCACAGCGGCUUCAACGCCAGUCAGCCUGUCGCCACGGUAACACAGACGCACUCACAGGGGGGCGGGGCCGGGACGCCGGCACUCGCCUCGUCUCCUCGACCCAGCAUCCUCCGCAAAAAACCGGCCGGUGAUGGAACUGCUGUGAGAAAAAACCUGAUGGUGGCUCAGUUGAGUGACUCCUCCAGGAUGGACGGAGGUCUGAGGAAUGCUGCAGGAUCGCCACGACCAUCUGGAGUGAAAUCCAAACCUGAGGUCCUCUUGGGUUUGGCUCCUCCUCUUCCCGCUGCAGUGGAUGUCAUGUCUGGACAAAGCGGCGAGCAGAACGCAGCCCCGCCUCCUUCUCAAAUUCCUUCCCAGUCCGGAUCUUCUCUCCUGGCUUCGGUCACACCUCCUUCUCAGCCUGUCCCUGCUGCUAUGGCUGUGACUCCGCCCAUCCCUUCUUUGGCCAAUGUUGUGGCGCCGCCUUCUCACCCAGCAGCCAGUAGUACCGCGGCUUGUGCGGUUAGCUCUGCCCUUCCAGAAAUUAAGCAAGAGGCGACGCCCAUGGACACCUCCAAGCCAGUGCCUCCAGCGCCUCCUAGCGGCACUCCUGUUCUCUCGGUGUCGGCUGCAGAGCUCACACCCGGAGCUUCACCCAGGAAAAAGCCCCGGAAGCAGCAGCACGUCAUCUCCACUGAGGAGAGCGAGAUGGUGGAGACCAACAGCACAGAUGAAGAGAAACCUCCCGUCAAACCAGUCAGCCACCGACCCGAGAAACGCAAAUCGCCUCCUAAAGAGUACAUCGACGAGGAGGGCGUGCGCUACGUCCCCGUCCGAAUCCGUCCUCCCGUCACACUUCUGCGUCAUUACCGUAACCCCUGGAAAGCUGCUUAUCAUCACUUCCAGAGAUACAGUGACAUCCGGGUCAAAGAGGAGAAGAAAGGAAGCCUACAGGAUGUGGCCAAUCAGAAGGGCGUCAUGUGUCGAGCUCAGGGAUGGAAGAUCCAUCUGUGUGCUGCUCAGUUGGUGCAGCUGUCGAAUCUGGAGCACGACGUCUACAGCCGUUUAACGAGUCUGCAGGAGGGCCUGGUCCCUAAGAAGAAAGCAUCAGCAGAUGACGGUCUGCACCGCAUCAGCGAGCUCAUACAGGGUAACAUGCAGCGCUGCAAGCUGGUGAUGGAUCAGAUCACGGAGGCUCGCGAGUCCAUGAUGAAGGUGCUGGACCACAGAGAGCGAGUCCUCAAGCUCCUCAACAAGAACAGCAGCACCAAGAAGCUCCAGAAGCUCCAGAAACGCAAAGACAGGGCGUGACACACACACACGGUAGCCGGCAACCAUCACACCUCAGUCACGUCACGUCCGGCACGGAAUAAACAGUUCCGAGGAAAAGAAAACCGGCAGAGGAGCGCAUUAAAACCUGGAGAAGCUUCUCCCUCUCUCUUUUCCCUCUCCCUUUCUCUACAUCUGUCCUCGAGCUGGACGUGGUUAGCAUUACUGUCUUUACGUCAGCCUUACCUCCACUACAGAACACACACACACACACACACACACACACACACACACACACACACACACACACACACACACACGAGGGACAGUCUCAGUUCCUCCACACUAUAUGUACACUAGAGGGUGCUGGAGAUGGUGAAAAAACCCUCUAUAAUAUAGGAUUAUAUAAUAGUUAUAAUAGGAUUUGAUAGGACAAUACUUGAAGACGUUUUUUCAUGAUAUGACGUAUCAUAUAUAAUAUGCUAUCGAUAGUUCCAUAUUAAACAAAGAAACGAUUAUUUAUCUUCUAAUUAAUAAAUAAAAUGUAUUAUUCAGAGUUAUCGUACAGCCUGAACGGAAACAUGUCGAUCUCUUCUUCCAAACUGUAUGCUAAAAGCGUUUACACGUAGGUGAUUGUUUCGGACCCCCGUAAUGAUCCAGGGGUGGACAAAUCCAAAGUUCAUAAAGAGGUUAAUAGGAGGUGGUAUUAAAAGGUUUUGAGUUUAGAUCCCCACAGUUCUGGUCGCUUUCGCCAAAUGACCCGGCAUUAGAACUCGCUAUUGACGGAGUGGCCCCCUGGGGACAAAUUCUCCAUGCGCGACCUGCCUCACCUUUUCCGGUUGCGGAGACGUUGGACUCUUCCACUGUGAAGACUGUCGUGUCAGGAUCGUACCCACACCCGAGGUUGGAGUUCCUCCUGCUCCUGGGUAAGCAGCCUGAGGAACACGGCAGCAACACGGCACAUGUACAAAUCACGUGUGACACAACGACAAAGGCAGCAAUGCUGUGGCUUGUUCUCCGGCGAUCAUCAUGCACGAGUUUCGACAUUAUCGGGGGUCGAGCUCGUUAAAGGUCUUCUUGAUUUCUCGCCAUCUUCCGGUGAUCUUCUCCUGCUCUUGAAGCACGGCGUGCUGCUCAGAACACCUUGAACGACUCGUUGCUGCGUCGCCGUAAACUUGCCGAAUCAAGUCGCAACCUCCCUGUGGCGUAUUUGCCCAGUUUCACACAGAUUUUCACUUUGCUCUUUGUUCUAACUUGUGAUGAAAUCGCAGACGCAAUCACGCACCGGUCGCACGGCUCCCGAUGAACACAGGACGAUGUCUGGCGCACUUAUGAAGGUCGGUGCUCCCUGUAACUGUGUGCGCAUCCUGGUGGCGUGUUUCAAAACCUUUUUAAUACCACCUUGUAUCAUACUGUAAUUAAGGAUGUUUAGAAAUUCCGUAAACACAAGGAUAGCUGGGCGCAUUAGUAGAAAGAAAGCGUAUAAAAUCCCCUCAACCCCCAAACCAUAACAUUUGUAUUAAAGGUGUUUGGCUGACGCCGUUAUCCAUAUUAUUAUAACUGGUAACCAACAGUGGUGGUGCUGGGAUGUGAACCCACGCACUAAUGUUCCCGAGUCUGAAACGUGGUGCCACGUGUGCAGUAACCCUACAUAUGAAUGCUGAUAUGAUCCUCCCCCUUUUGUUUUGGCAAAAGCGCCACUUUUCUUUUUCUUUCUUCUCUUUUUGGGGGUGUGGCUUUGUCAAUCAGUGUUAAGAGCAUGAUUGAGAUCAGGGAGGAGGUAAGGAGGAUUAUUCAUCAAGUGCUGAGAGGGUUGAGGAGGUCAGGACACUCGAGUUCUUCUAAUCCAACUUUCACAUCAACAUGGAGCUCAGGUAUCCUUGUGCUGGAGCAGUAAUAGUGUCUCCUAGGUGUUGAGGAACCUGUAGUUCUACAGUGUGCAGCUUCAGACUUGGUUGGGUUUGGUAAUGGGGGGUGCACAUACUUUUGUUUAUAUAUUUUACAGACCCAGACUGUAUAAAUAUCCUUGUUUGAGAACAGUAGCAGCCUGGACAGUGUCUUCUAUGAUUUCUGAUUUGUCCACCCUUGGACUCGAGUAUCUUUAGAUUAAGUCGGAUGUGUAGUUUUUUUUUUCCAUUUGUCUCUUUAAUUAUAUAAAAAAAUGUAUAUAAUAAAUA
Silurus meridionalis is the source of this 5275-nucleotide messenger RNA. It is a transcript of the gene sap130b, whose product is annotated as Sin3A-associated protein b. The transcript has 21 exons. Gene Ontology annotation, cellular component: Sin3-type complex. The record is from RefSeq and is a predicted model, not a curated record. Gene Ontology annotation, biological process: negative regulation of transcription by RNA polymerase II. The coding region runs from base 156 to 3140 and encodes 994 amino acids. Lineage: Eukaryota; Metazoa; Chordata; Actinopteri; Siluriformes; Siluridae.